CGACUGCACCACACUGGUUGAUUCACACACACAUUUCGACGACGGUCUGCCCGUGACGCACUAUGAUUCUGGUGGAGAUUUCACGUGCUGUCCGCUGAGGAGUCACCCGCGACAAUAUUGUUUGAAAAAAAAAAUAAAAAAUACAGUUGCAGUCGAAUCGAAUUCAGCCGGCCACCCGACAGACAACUCCCAAAAUAUUAUUAUUAUUACUACACAUUCGAAGUGCAACAAAUAACAUCAAAAAUGUACGGGCUCUUAUUGGAAAACCUUUCGGAGUAUAUAAAAAAAAUGUACGGCGAAGACAGAUGGGAAGAGAUCCGGCGAAUGGCCAAUGUGGAUCAACCUAGUUUUAGUGUACACCAAGUCUAUUGUGAAACGCUUAUUCCACGACUAGCGAAAAAAUCCCAACAAGUACUUGGAAUUACGGAGAAAGAAUUUUUCGAACAAAUGGGAGUUCAUUUUGUCAGUUUUGUCGGCCAAUACGGCUAUGACCGAGUACUAUCGGUAUUGGGGCGGCACAUGAGGGACUUUCUAAAUGGUUUGGACAAUUUACACGAAUAUCUGAAGUUUUCAUACCCAAGAAUGCAAGCGCCUUCGUUCAUUUGUGAAAACGAGUCUAGACAAGGAUUGACAUUGCAUUACCGUAGUAAACGCCGUGGCUUCGUGUACUAUACAAUGGGCCAAAUAAAAGAAGUGGCUAGGCAUUUCUAUCACAAGGAAAUGCGCAUUGAGCUAGUUCGUGAAGAGAUUUUAAUGGAUACAGUGCACGUGACGUUUCAAUUGAAAUUUGAUAAUAGAGCGUUCACAUUAGCAUCGAUGACAAUGACAAGGGAGGAAAAACAUCUUCCAAUAAGUGCAUCGGUGCUGUUCGAAAUAUUUCCGUUUUGCAUUGUGUUCAGCUCCAACAUGAUUGUUCAAAGCAUUGGCAAUUCACUGAUGGUCAUUUUACCAGAUCUAGUUGGAAAACGGAUUACCAAUUGGUUUGAUCUUGUCAGACCUUUAAUAGCUUUUAAAUUUCAAACGAUUUUGAAUCGAACUAACAAUAUUUUUGAACUUGUUACUGUUCAACCAGUGCUUUCCAAUCGACCAACAGACAGACACGUCAUUCUAAGCGAUGAAUCUUAUUUUUCUCCAGAAGAAAACAAACUUCGAUUGAAAGGACAAAUGAUUUACAUGGACAAUUGGCAAAUGAUGAUGUACUUGGGUACGCCCGUAAUGCCUGAUCUCAAUGCACUAGUAACUACUGGCCUAUACAUAAAUGAUCUCUCCAUGCACGACUUCAGCAGGGACCUAAUGUUGGCAGGGACACAACAGUCGGUUGAAUUAAAGCUGGCACUCGACCAAGAGCAGUUAAAGUCAAAAAAACUGGAAGAGUCGAUGCGGAAACUAGAUGAAGAAAUGAAGCGUACUGAUGAGCUGCUUUAUCAGAUGAUACCCAAACAAGUGGCCGAUCGACUGAGGUCGGGUGAAAAUCCCAUAGACACAUGCCAAAUGUUUGACAGCGUGUCCAUAUUAUUUUCGGACAUAGUCACGUUUACCGAAAUAUGUAGCAGAAUCACCCCAAUGGAAGUGGUUUCAAUGCUGAACGCCAUGUAUUCUAUAUUCGACACACUGACAGAGCGAAACAAAGUUUAUAAGGUCGAAACCAUUGGUGAUGCAUAUAUGGUCGUUUCGGGUGCACCGAUGACUGAAGACAAUCACGCGGAGAAAGUUUGUGAUAUGGCAUUGGAUAUGGUCGACGCUAUAACAGAUCUAAAAGAUCCGUCGACAGGGUCUCAUUUGCAAAUCCGCGUCGGCGUGCAUUCCGGAGCAGUGGUGGCUGGUAUUGUCGGUUUGAAGAUGCCGAGGUACUGUUUGUUCGGCGACUCGGUCAACACUGCGUCCCGGAUGGAAUCCACGAGCGAAGCCAUGAAAAUCCACAUAUCCCAGACGACCAGGGAUCUGAUUUCGGCGUCGUACAUGGUCAAAGAACGCGGCGCCAUGAAAACGUAUUGGCUGGAGCACCGGGAAAGCCGACCCCCGUUGAGUCGAGUCCUGCCGCUGGCCAACUCCGAUGUACCGGAAUUGGAGUGGGAGCGCAGCGCCGAUGCUGUGUUCGAUAUUGUGGAGCGCAACACGGACAUGAACAUGCAGUUGGCCGAAGACAGGAUCAGGACGUACUCGCCGGUGACAUUUCAAGAAGUGGCCAGGCACUCGAUAUCGCGUUCGCCGGUCAGAGAAUAUUACCGAGAGUCCAGGUCGAACUCAAUAAGUUGCACGCCCAUCGUUUCCCAGAAGGAGCUGCAACGAUUGACCUGUCUGAACAGGAGUUCGUCGCCACUGUCGCGGUUCGCAAGGAAAAUCGAACAGUUGCCAAAGCCGGACUCCACUUCGGCCAUGGCUGCCGUCGUCGCCGUCCAGAGGCACAGAUUCGUGAGAAACGCGGGCGGUGGUCGUGGCGGCACUCAGACGGCCCCGUCAUCGCCAGAGACGCACAAGGAAGAGGAUACGUUGGCCGAGUCGUCACCGAUACUUCCGGUGGAACUUCCGGAGCCACCCUCGGUGGUGUCGGCGCCAUCCCCGUCGCCACCUCCGCCGCCACCACCGCCUCCGCCGCCGCCGCCGCCGCCGGCGGCUACUAAGUCCAAUCCCGUGCUGGUGCACGUGGCCGAUUACGUUUCGUCCGAUUGCGUGGACAGCGUCGAUUCGGACGACCAGCGAUCGCUGCACACCCGCGAGGUCGACCUGGGCGGAUCGGAAGGGUCUGACGACCACCCGCACCCUUUCCCGGAAUCCUCCGACGACGAUCUACCCCCGGACGACGACGACGACGAUGACGACAACGACGAUUUGGACCUGUCUUCGGUCGGCCCGACCACUCCUCUACCCGCGUCGUCGUCGUCGCCAUCGGUGUCGCCAACCGGUGCCCGAGCGGUGACCGCGUCCAAGUCGGACGGCCAGAUAUACGGCCGGCAGCGGCGGUGUGACGCACUCGACGACAACGCUAGCACUUCCAGCCUGAACCGGAAGACUCAGUGUUGCAUGAGCUUCAAGACACAUCCGAAGUCGUCCAGGAAGCGCUCGCAGUCCCAUUCUUGCAGGUUGAUCUAAGCGCCUGUAUCGCACCUCAAGUCCCUCGUGUAUAUAUUUAUAUAUUAUAUAUUAUAUUCAUGAUAACCGCUUUUAAGUUACCACACGCCGAGAGUCACGAACUCGUUUAAGAGCCGUAUUCCGCAGUAUUUUUUUUUUUACUAUUCAAAAUUUAGACUUAUCGUGGGUUGGUUGAAAUAAAACUGCCAUAAUAUUAUGUUCUAUUACCGCUGAACACUGCACAAUUUAGCCAAAAUCACGUUGCACAAUAGUUAUUCGAUUGAUAUAAGCAUUUUUAAUAAUAUUCCAAAAUAUUGAAUCGACGCAAAAAUAAAUUAUCAAAUAUUGUACUGUACAAAUAACCAUAUGCCUACAACAGACCAGCCUCUAUUUUACUGUUCAUUAAUUAAAAAUGCCAUUGUGUAGUACCUAUCAAUAAAAAGUGUGUGUAAUAAACAAGCAUAUUAUGUUUUAAUUUGGCAAACAUUUUCAACGAGUUCAUGCUCCCAAUAUAAUUAUCAAAACCAACAUAAAAAGUAUGCAGUAUGAGUUAUUUUCUUGUAGGAGGGAGGGAGUUUUUGAACUCAAAGCUGUGGUUUAUUAUUGUACGAAUAAGGUCUUAUGCUAAACCGUUUUUGUAGAUGGCAUGUCAUCAUCGCCUGUAGAUAUUAAAUUGGCGCAACCUUUGUUUUGUGUGUCUGUGUGUGAUAUGACUUAAAUAUAUAUUAUAUAUUAUAUAUUAUUAUUAUGUGUAUACGAUCGAUUUCAAGUUAUUAGUCAAUUUUAUUCGACAGCGAAUAGUGUAAUAUUUCAAUAACUUGUUUUGAUAUAAUACACAAAUAUUCCUGAAAGAAAACAAAAAAAUCGAACCAUUGUAUUGAAUUGUA
Molecule: messenger RNA, 3956 nt
Organism: Myzus persicae (green peach aphid)
Lineage: Eukaryota; Metazoa; Arthropoda; Insecta; Hemiptera; Aphididae
Product: soluble guanylate cyclase 88E-like
Exons: 14
Coding region: 244-3090 (948 amino acids)
Biological process (GO): response to oxygen levels; cGMP biosynthetic process; nitric oxide-cGMP-mediated signaling
Cellular component (GO): guanylate cyclase complex, soluble
Molecular function (GO): oxygen sensor activity; guanylate cyclase activity; heme binding
Source: RefSeq, a predicted model, not a curated record